UUAUUUUUUUUGAAGAACAUUAUGUUUACUAGGCUCUCCCCUACCCCAAAUCCCCCCCACAAACCCCAUUACAGUCAUUGUCCAUCAGCAUAGCAAGACGCUGUAGAAUCACUACUUGUCUUCUCUGUGUUGCAAAGCCCUCCCCUUUCCCCCACCCCUCCAUGGCGUGUUGUUUUUAAAGGGCACUUUUGCGGUGUGGGUGUCCUGGAGUGGGUCACUCUGGGCGUGUGUUGGCCACUGCAUUUUCCUGUCUUUCCCCCAAGACUGGCUUCUUCCAGGCCCAGGUGGUUGCCCACCAUGAGCCAUAGAAAGGCCCCAGGUGCCUAGCAGGGUGAACGUUACUUCUCCACAUCGGGAGAGGUUCAAAAGAAUGUGGCCCUGGCACAUGGGGGCUGGGAGAGGGUGAGAUGUCAGCUGGGUUCCAGUCACACUGGACAUCUGUCCCUUGUCCACCACUGUAUGAUGCCAGGGGCAGUAGCCACACCUCAUUUCUACCUUUUCUCUCCCAUUGAUAUUUUGACUCUGAUUUCUUGCCGCAGAUCUCACCCAUUCCCCUUCACUGCUCCCCAUGCAGGGCCCUCAACACAUAACCUACACGGAAGGUGGUGUGAGGUCUGUAUGUAUCCUUAAAUAGUCCUUGCACACCAGCUUCCGUGUUGAAGCAGACAUUUCUGGGUGUGGAUACAGCCUCUCCUUAGUACUCACGAGUCAUCAGCAGCCAGGCCGUGCGGAAGCCCAUCUGCAGAAGCCCGAGCUGGGGUCCCCACUGCUCCUGCCAGCACUGUGCCCCUUCCUCAGUCCCUCCCCAUCAUCAGGGCUGAGCUCUGCACAACAGGCCUUCCCUCAGUGGCUCUUGCCCCCAGUGCCCAUCUGCAGUCCUAUGGGCUUCUUAGUGGGAAUAAUAUGCCAUGUCUCACCGUGAAGUCAGCAGGCACUUUACCAGCAUUUCUCUGCUUACAGGUUCUCCCCAUAGAGCCCAGGAUGGGGAGGCGCCUUCGGAGCAAGGUGAUUGUGUUGGAGUGCCACAGGUCAGGACUCCAAAGGCAGGUCCGUCCACCAAGGAGGCCCAGCCAUAUGAUACAUCCGGCCCACUCCUGACAGACAUUUUGCAUGGGGCUGAGCACGAUGGAACACAGCGUGUGGAAUGGCCACACACUCGGGGGGCACACCCGCACCAGCACCAGAAGGAGCAGAGCAGGGGGAGCCCUUCCCUCAUGGCAGGCCGCAGGGUUUGCAUGGCAGAGAGGGGCUGGACGUGCGGGGAGGGUGGGGGGCGCUUCGCAGGCCUUCUGCCGCCCCUGGCCACUUGCAGUAUGGGGGAGCCACAGAGGGACAUGGAGUGUGGCGAGGCCUUUGAAAGUGGACAAAGUUGUCACAUGUGCAGCGAGUGUGGGGAUCCCUGCUGCCUGAGACUGACGCUAGUUGAGCACCAGGAAUUCCACCCUGGAGAAGGACCUCAUGAGUGGGGUGGCAGUGUGCCUUUCCUUAGGCACGACUCUGCCCUCACUCAACAUUGGGGAAAUCACAGUGGAGAAAAAGUUUUCAGGUGCAGCCAAUAUGAGAAAUUCUUUAGGGACAACUCCACACUCACGAGCCAUCAGAAAGUUCACUCUGAAGAAAAGCUGUAUGAAUGCAGUGAAUGUGGGAAAACCUUUAUGUACAGCUCCAGUCUCAUUAAACACCGGAGAAUCCACACUGGGGAGAGGCCUUAUGAGUGCAGAGAAUGUGGCAAGUUCUUUAGGUACAUCUCCAACUUGGUUACCCAUCGGAGAAUUCACACUGGAGGGAGGCCUCAUUCAUGCAGCAAAUGUGAGAAGGCCUUCAUUAGAUGGUCCCAACUCCAUCAGCAUCAGAAAAUGCACACAGGAGAAUGGCCUUAUAAGUGCAGCCAAUGUGGGAAAGAUUUCAACAGCAAAAUUAUUCUUGUUGAGCAUCAGAUCCAUACUGGGGAAAGGCCUUUUGAGUGCAGUAAAUGUGAAAAGACCUUCAUCAGAAAGUCACACCUCAUUCAGCACCAGAAAGUUCACACUGAAGAGAGACUUUUUGAGCACUGUAAAUGUGGGGAAUUCUUUACACGAAUGUCUGGACUUAUUGAACACCUGAGAUACCACACUACACCAAGGCCUCACGAGUGCAGCAAAUGUGGGAGAGCCUUCAUUAGAAAGGCCCACCUCACUCAGCACCAGACGGUCCACACAGGGGAAAAGCCUUAUGAAUGCAGCAAAUGUACCAAGUGUUUUAGGCACCUAUCCAACGUCAGUAGACACCAGAAAGUUCACAGUGGAGAAAGUCUGUAAGUGCAGCAAAUGUGGGGGAUUCCUCAGGUACAACUCCAGCCUCAUGGAACCGCAGACACUUCACUGGAACAGAGCACUUAAGAGUCGCAACUGGUUCUUGAUCAGAAAAUCCACACUGAAGCUUUCUGAGCACCGCGAAUGUGGGGUUACACAACUACACUAUUACCUUAUUAAAUACUGGAGAAUUCAUACCAGGUCAAGCCUUUAUGAGUUCAGCAAAUAUAGCAAGGCCUUUGUUAAAAGUCUUGCCUCAUUGGUCACUGGAAAUCCACGGUGGAGGAAAGCUUUAUGAAUACAGCUAGUGGGGAAUUACUUAGGUCCAUGCCAACUGUAUUGAAUAAACAUCAGAGACUUCACACUGGGUAUAGGCAUCAAGAGUGAAUACAAGGAAGGCGAAAAAGUCUUAACAAAAACUCCCACCUCAUUCAGCACCAGGGAAAGAGCUUGUGAGUACAGCAGCUGGGAAAGUUUUCAGCCAAAGUUUUCUCUAAGUCAGCGCUGGAAACUACUAUAUAUAUAGUUUUUUUUUUUAAGUCAUGGUAACACAUCACAUAAAAUUUACCAUCUUACCCAUUUUUAACUGUAGUUCCAUAAUGUGACAUACAUUCAUACUGUGCAGUGAAUAACCAUAACUUUCCAUCUUGUGAAACUGAAAUCUGUUAAAACAACUUGACAUUCUCCCCUUCCUCCAUAACAACCACUGUUCUACUUGUGUCUUUAUGAAUUUUUCUACUGUAGGCCCCUCAUAAGAACCAUAAAGUUUUUGUGGUUUUGAGACUGGUUUAUAACAUAUAGCAUAUCCUAAGGGUUCAUCUUUGUGGCUUCUGUCUGAAUUUUCCUUCCGUCUUAAUGCUGAAUAAUACUCCAUUAUAUGUGUGCCACUUUUUUACUCAACUGCUUACUGGCAUUGGGUUGCUUCUACCUUUUGACUUGUAAAUAAUGCUACUAUGACAUGAGUGUGCAAAUAUUUCUUCAGUAUCUUGCUUUCAGUUCUUUUUGUCUGUGUUCCAAUAAGUGAAAUUGCUGGAUCAUGUGGUAAUGCUAUUUUAAUUUUUUUGAGAAACUGUUUUCCAUAAUGGUGGCACUAUUACACUUUCAGACCAGUUGUGCAUGAGAUUUCCAGUUUAUCAAUGCUUUUUUUUUUUUGGUAGUAGCUCUUCUAAGGGUGUAUAUCAUCGUGGUUUUGAUUUGCUUUUCUUUAAGUAGUAUGGAGCAUUCCUUUAUUGUCCAUUUUUAUAUGUCUUUGAAGAAAUAUCUGUUCUGUCCUUUUGUCUCUGUAAAUAUUUGUUUUAAUUGAGUUCUUUAUUCUGGAUAUAAACAUCCUAUCAGGUAUUUUGAUUUGUAAAUACUCUCUCCCAUACUCUGUUGCAUUUUCACUCUUGCUUUCUGCAGUAUUAAUUUUUUUUGAUGCAGUUUUAAAUUUUGAUAUAGUCUAUGAUUUAUCAAUUUUUAACUUGUAUGUGCUGUUUUAUGUCUAGGAAAUCAUUGUCAGUGUCAGGAAGUUUUCUCCCUGUUUUCUUCUAAGUUAGGUAGUUUUAGAUCUUAUGUAGUUGAUUCAUUUUGAGGUCAUUUUUCUAUAAUGAUGUACUAUCCAACUUCAUUCUUUUGCAUGUGGAUAUCCAGUUUUCCCUGUGCCAUUUGUUCAAAUGGUGUUCUUUCCCUCUUGAGCUCCUUUGCACUCAAGUCAAAAUCAUUUGACUGUAUAUGAGAGAGUUCAUGUCUUUGCUCUUAAUUCUGUGCCAUUGGUGUGUGUAUAUCUUAUGCUAGUAUCACAGUGUUUUUUGAUGUAGUUUUAAAGCCUUGUCAAGAGGCCAGUCAUGUCUGCUUUGGGAGCAGCUGAUUAACCACAUCCACCAAAACUUCCCUUAUAGAGCUGUCACACUCUGGGCCACUAUAUACCUGUCCUGAUCACCCCGGGGUUGGGUACUAGAAAACCAGGGACAGCUUCUGCACCUUGAAACCUGAGAAAUUAUUCAAUCCAUGGGGAUCCCUGGAAAGGUAACUGCUCCACUGAGCUCCAGCUUGCUGUUGUCCCUCACUACAACCUCCUGCUGGGCCUGAUCUCUUGUUCCUCCCUGUAAGUUACAGAGUGUUGCCUUUCAUCUAUCCAACUGGUAUUGUGUCAUGAACCCCCAUCAAAAAAGAAUUUUAAAAUCUUAUAAAGCAUCUCCACACCCAGAAGGGUAUUCUGAAUACAGUGGGUACUGGGCAGUCUUCAGCCAUUAGCCUGUCCUCACUCAGCACCAGGAAGUUCACACUGGAGAUAAACCCUAGGAGUACAGGCGGUAUGCCCUUUCCUUUUCAACACAGUAACGCAAACAGAGCUAAGCACUGGAGAUUAGCCUGUGUGAGUGUAAUAGCAGCCCGAAACUGCACCCCUAUAUGCAGACAUGCACACUAGGCAGGCAGCACUGGCAUGGGGGGGGGGCUUUCAUGAACUUAUGUUGCACUUUCAGACCUGCCUGGGGCCCAGGGCCCUUGCCAGCUGUGUCACUGCCAGUGUCUCACAGAAGGUAUCCUCUACCAGCUGGCAAGGAACCAUGGUGUGUUAUGUUUCACCGAAGUCUCUCAAGUGCUCGGGGAGAGCAGGUUGCUGUGCUCUCGCUUCAUGUGGAAUAUGCAUCAGGGUUGGCAAGGCCUCGUCCCCUCCCCACUGACCAGCUUGGGUGUGGCGAUUACCCAGCUUUCAGUAAGCAGAUUCCAUCUGGCUUCAACGGGGAGUUUACAGGGGUUUCUCUCACAUCUCAUGAUGCAUAUUGUGCAUUUUCCAGCCCCCAGGUCACCCAACAAAGAAACUCCCUGCUCACCCUUCUGGCUUUGGUAACAAUAAAGAUCUGAUUCUUUAAGCUA
Messenger RNA from Manis pentadactyla (Chinese pangolin), 5147 nucleotides. Its product is annotated as zinc finger protein 501-like. Gene Ontology annotation, biological process: negative regulation of transcription by RNA polymerase II. Gene Ontology annotation, molecular function: DNA-binding transcription repressor activity, RNA polymerase II-specific. NCBI's taxonomy places the organism in Eukaryota, Metazoa, Chordata, Mammalia, Pholidota, Manidae. The record is from RefSeq and is a predicted model, not a curated record.